CGAUCUCCCGCCAUUUGAGAUUCGCCAUUUGUUACCUUCGAUGUUAGGUUACCGCGCUUUUGCGCGUUGUUGAAUUUUGCUUAGCAUUUCACUUGACAAAAAACACAGACAUGUCUAACCCGUCGGUAGACAAGGAAGCCUUCCACAGGCGCAUCAAGCGUCUGUACACACACUGGAAAAAGGCAGCAGACGAUGAUCCGUUUAUGAAAAUUGAUGCGAUGGUUGUUGCUGUUGGCGUGGACGAAGAUAUAGUGUACAGUAAGUCGACCUCGAUCCAGACGUGGCUAUUCGGCUACGAACUUACCGACAUGAUCAUGGUUCUGUGCGAAGAGCAGAUUCUGUUCCUGGCGAGCAAGAAAAAGGCUGAGUUCCUUAAACAGGUUGAGGUCGGCAAGGAGAACGAGAACGGGGUUCCUCCGAUCACGCUGCUGAUUCGCGACAAAGCCGACAAGGACAAAGCGAACUUCCAACGACUGAAUGACGCGAUAAAGAAGAGUCGCUCUGGGAAGACGAUCGGAGAGUUCGUGAAGGACAAGUUCCCCGGGGAGUUCCUCGAACAUUGGCGCGGUUCGCUGGAGAAGGGCGGUUACGAAUUCGUGGACGUGAGUCACGCGGUCGCCUACCUGAUGGCCGUUAAGGAGGAGAGCGAGAUGGCGCUCAUCAAGAAGUCAUGUCUCGUCACCUGCACCGUCUUCAGCAAGUACUUCAAGGAGCAGGUGAUGGAGAUCGUCGACGCGAACAAGAAAGUCCGCCACGUUAAGAUCGCGGACGGAAUCGAGGAGGCCAUCACGAACAAGAAGUUCACGCAGGGCGUCGACCCGGCGCAGAUCGAGAUGUGCUACCCGCCGAUCGUGCAGAGCGGCGGCAACUACAGCCUCAAGUUCAGCGUGAUGAGCGACAAGAACAACAUGCACUUCGGCGCGAUCGUGUGCGCGUUCGGAACACGCUACCGCUCCUACUGCUGCAACAUCGUGCGAACACUCAUGGUCGACCCGACGCAGGCCAUGCAGGACAACUACGAGUUCCUUGUCGCCGUGGAGGAGGAUGUGAUCGCGAGGCUGAAACCCGGAGCGCGAUUCGCCGAUGUCUACGCCGAGGCUGUGCGCGCGGCGAAGGAGAAGAAACCCGCACUCGUCGACAAACUCACGCGAAACUUCGGCUUCGUGAUGGGAAUAGAGUUCCGCGAGGGGGCGCUACUGAUCGGCGCCAAGUCGACGGCCGUCGUCCGCCGCGGGAUGGUCUUCAACGUCAACGUCGGGCUCGCGGGUUUGAAGAACGAGGGCGCCACCGACAAGCACGCGCAGACGUACGCGUUGUUCGUCGGGGACACGGUCGUCGUCGGCGACGGCGAGGCGGAGGCUGCGAGCCUGCUUACGCCGGUGAAGAAACGCGUGAAGCACGUCGGCAUCUUCCUGAAGGACGAGGACGAAGACGACGAGAGCGGCGACGAGGUGAACGGCAACGAGAGGGCGCCGGCGUUGCUCGGCCGCGGGAAGCGCGGAGCCGUCCUCGACAGCAAGCUGCGGCACGAGAUGACGGCCGACGAGCGGAGGAAGGAACACCAGGUGGAGCUGGCGAACAAGCUGAACGAAGACGCGAAGGACCGGCUCGCGAAGCAGAACAAGAAGGAGAACGCGCCGAAGUCAUCAAAGUCGAACGUCUCCUACAAGAGUCACUCGAUGAUCCCGCGCGAGGCGGAGAUACGCGAACUGAGGCUGUUCGUGGAUCGCAAGUACGAGACGGUGAUCCUUCCCGUGUGCGGGAUCCCCGUGCCGUUCCACAUCUCCACGAUCAAGAACAUCAGCCAGUCGAUCGAGGGUGACUACACGUACCUCCGCGUCAACUUCCACCACCCCGGCUCGUCGAUGGGCCGCAGCGAGGGCAACCUCUUCGCGAACCCGGAGGCGACCUUUCUCAAGGAGGUGACGUACCGCAGCAGCAACAUCAAGGAGCAUGGCGACGCGACGGCGUCCUCGGCCAACCUCAACACGGCCUUCCGACUCAUCAAGGACGUGCAGAAGAAGUUCAAGACGCGGGAAGCCGAGAUGAAGGAGAUGGAAGGCAUCGUCAAGCAGGACAAACUCGUCAUCAAUCCAAACCGCGGAAACCCGAAGCUGAAGGAUCUGUACAUCCGGCCGAACAUUGUGCACAAGCGCAUCAGCGGGACGCUGGAGGCGCACACUAACGGAUUCCGUUUCACGUCCGUGCGCGGCGACAAGGUCGACGUUCUCUACAACAACAUCAAGCACGCGUUCUUCCAGCCGUGCGACGGAGAGAUGAUCAUCCUGCUGCACUUCCACCUGCGCAACGCGAUCAUCUUCGGAAAGAAGAAGCACACGGACCUGCAGUUCUACACGGAGGUCGGCGAGAUAACGACCGACCUCGGCAAGCACUCUCACCUGCACGACCGCGACGACCUGCACGCGGAGCAAGCGGAGAGAGAACUCCGCCACAAGCUCACGUCGGCGUUCAAGAGCUUCUGCGAGAAGGUCGAGACGCUCACGAAGCAGGAGGUCGAGUUCGACACGCCGUUCCGCGACCUGGGGUUCGCCGGCGCCCCCUACCGGAGCACGGUGCUGUUGCAGCCGACGAGCAGCUGUCUGGUGACGCUCACGGAGUGGCCGCCGUUCGUUAUCUCCCUCGACGAUCUAGAACUCGUUCACUUUGAGCGCGUUCAGUUCCACCUGAAGAACUUCGACAUGGUGUUCAUCUUCAAGGACUACCACCGCAAGACGGUCAUGGUAAACUCCGUGCCCAUGAACAUGCUGGAGAACGUGAAAGAGUGGCUGAACUCCUGCGACAUCCACUACACCGAGGGCAUACAGAGCCUCAACUGGGGCAAGAUCAUGAAGACGAUCUGCGAAGAUACGGAUGGAUUCUUCGAGAACGGAGGCUGGACGUUCCUGGAGCCGGAGAGCGGGGACGAGGGGGACGACGACGACGAGGAGGAGGAAGACAACGUGUACGCGCCGAGCGGCAGCGCGAGCGAGUUGGACGAGUCGAGUGAGGAUUACUCCGAGGCGAGCGAAUACACGGAGUCGGAGAGCGAGGAGGAGGAGCUGGGAAGCAGCGAGGAGAGCGGGAAGGACUGGGAUGAGCUCGAGGAGGAGGCACGGAAGGCCGACCACGAGGCGCUGUACGAAGAACCGACGCCGACGAAGAAACGCAAGCGCAUCCCCGCCAAGCCUUCGCCGUCGAAGAAACGCCGCCGGUAGGGUCGCCGUCUCGGACGUCACGCCGAAGGAAAACAUUCCGAGAGAGAGUGAGCGUGCGGACGAGAGACUGCAUCUUGCGUUCUCAUAUCGUCAUAUGUCGUACGAGCGAUCGAGCCGGUGCUGUCUGCGUGCGUGGAAUCGUUGCACACAUCACUCGCUCUUGAACUCGCAUGAACGCUAAGCGUGCGUGGACGCGCGCGUGUGACCUGCACGCGAUCGGAAACCACGGCUAUAGCCAUCGCAACGUCCCGCUGAUAGCUUUCUAGCCGUCACCGUUGCGACCGCUUCACCGGAUUGGUCGGAUAGUAUGUCGCCGCGUCACAAGGACCGCUUCUACGGAGUCGUACUCAUUGGAUUAUGAAGAUCAGUACGACUCGUAGCCCACAACGGAGGCUUUCGCCCCGAGUGAUCUUUUUGCUGCAGUUGCGUUUUGACCAAAGCGUUGUUAUAUGAGCGAGUUCGAACGUUGAUUUUUGAUAUUAACUUGCGCGUUUUUUGAUUCGUCGUCACUGUCGCCGGGGGUAACGUGAUGCUCAUAUACGCACGCGCAAUGAGUAUCAGUCAUUGUUGUACGCGGGAGAUGCGGUAGCGCCAUCUGUCGGUGGAUGGGAAGCGCCGGCAAUUCAACGAUAGAUGCAUGACAGCUGUCGUGCGGAAUGGCUGCGGGUGACGCCACCUAUUGGCUGGCUGGUUGAUAUAUACAUACAAUAGGGAACUGCAGCACCCAUAGUUAUACAAGUGGAUUAUUACCUUUGCUGUCGUGUAUUUUGUACAUAGUACCUUUACUGGGCAAAAUAGGUCAACGCACACUAAUACACGUGCCAGAGUCGGGCGCGCGCUUGUAGUUCUCGUUUGCCCAACUAGAUGGCGUAAGCGUGUGUGUGUGUGUGUGUGCGAGCAACUGAUCUGAGAUGGCGCGUAACGUUGGUCACGGCUACCAAAGUCCCCGCGCCGGUCUUUCCCCGUGUGAGAUUUGCUGUUCGCUGCUAGUUUCGCGAGUAGAAUCUUCUCAGAAUGUCAUUGGUGAAGGAUUUGCGUCGGCGGCAGUGGUGGCCGGGAGAGAGAGAGAGAGCUACUGUCCUGCGACAUUAGAUGAGGGGCAACUACUGUAUACGCUGUAUAUUUCGCGGUGGUUUCAUUUUCGCGAAUUUCGCGAACGCGUCCCCGACCACGAAAAUAACAACGCGCUGUUCUUCGCCGAUUCAUGAAUUCACAGACCGCGAAAUUGUCCGUCAAGUCUGAAUUCACGAAAAAUAUGGCGUAUACAGUAUGCUGGCCCCACGGAUCCUCCCUCCCGUGCCUGUGUUUGCGGUUUAUUUGUGAGCUUCUCGUAGUAAACCGGUAGGUUGGCACAGAGGUCAGCAGCUGCUUGGCUUGGUAUGCGCGUAGGAUGAGGGGAUGAGGGUAACGUGCCAUCGUCAUCUUUGCUGUAAAUUGUUUCUCUGUGUAUCUCAUCGGUGUGUAACUGUUUCGUACUGUGUCGACAGAGUCGUACCGCUGUUUGUGCUGAAUGAGAAUUUGUAGAAUGAAAUAAAUAUUCGUAAUUCACUGUUUAUUAUAAAAAGACAUUA
This is a messenger RNA of Priapulus caudatus, 4786 nucleotides long. RefSeq names its product FACT complex subunit SPT16-like. The record is from RefSeq and is a predicted model, not a curated record. Gene Ontology annotation, biological process: transcription elongation by RNA polymerase II; positive regulation of transcription elongation by RNA polymerase II. The transcript is spliced from 2 exons. The coding region runs from base 111 to 3215 and encodes 1034 amino acids. Gene Ontology annotation, molecular function: nucleosome binding. NCBI's taxonomy places the organism in Eukaryota, Metazoa, Priapulida, Priapulimorpha, Priapulimorphida, Priapulidae. Gene Ontology annotation, cellular component: FACT complex.